AAACAUUUCAGGAUGUCCAGGCAAAGCUUCGAGAAUUUAGCCUGCAUGAUGGCAACAUAUUUAAAUAGCAAUGAUUCUGGAGUGCCGGUUCAAACCAAACUGCUAUUGACUUUGUGGACUUUGGCAAAUGUUGAUUCUUUUAGAGGAAUAGGAGAUAGGCUUGAAAUUAAUUUUGGCAGUAUCGAUAGGACCUUUUUAAGGAUUCGGCAAACACUCAAGCAGUGCAAUGUAUAUACACAUCGGAAAAAGUUUUGCGUCGUUACUCUUCAAGCUGUAUACUCUGCCUACGGGUUGACCGCUACACUAAUGAAGCCGUAUCCAGAUAAUGGGCGGCUUGAUGAGACUGAGAAGAACUUCAACCGGGUAUCGUCCCAAAACCGGUCUGCCGUGGAACGAUCAUUUUCCCUUUUAAAAAACAAAUGGAGGCGUCUACGAUAUUUGGACAUGCUUUUGUUAAAUCGCAUUUCAGAUGUCAUAUUAUCUGCAUGCUGCCUUCAUAAUUAUAUCAUACAAAGGGGAGAUGUACAACCAGAAGACCAGUACCGAGAAGAUGAUGAGGAAAACGACUAUGAAGAAGAAGAAAUGGACAAUGCGAGGGGUUCACCACUAAAAAACUUUUCGUACACCUUUCCCGAAAGAGGUUAA
Messenger RNA from Daphnia magna, 645 nucleotides. RefSeq lists its product as uncharacterized. The record is from RefSeq and is a predicted model, not a curated record. The transcript has 5 exons. The annotation marks the transcript as partial. NCBI's taxonomy places the organism in Eukaryota, Metazoa, Arthropoda, Branchiopoda, Diplostraca, Daphniidae.